This is a messenger RNA of Maudiozyma barnettii, 1227 nucleotides long. RefSeq names its product Eos1p (gene EOS1). Gene Ontology annotation, biological process: cellular response to oxidative stress; protein N-linked glycosylation. The transcript has a single exon. The record is from RefSeq and is a predicted model, not a curated record. Gene Ontology annotation, cellular component: endoplasmic reticulum membrane. Bases 1 to 1227 code for a protein of 408 amino acids. Lineage: Eukaryota; Fungi; Ascomycota; Saccharomycetes; Saccharomycetales; Saccharomycetaceae.
AUGCCUGUCAAGAUACGUAAACAGAAUCAAGAUUUACUCAGGCAGAAAUAUAUGUCUAUAAAGACUUUGUCUUUAAACAAUCUAACAGCAAAACAACAUAUGUUGAUGGCUCUGUGUAGAGAUGUCUCAUUGUUACCACCAUCAUACUAUACUUUCACUUCACUUAGACGAUGUAUUAAUGUAAUGAUGGAUUCUCCAUACGUAAAACUUUAUGAACCACAAUCAUUUAGAGACACUUUGACUAGAUUCUGGCAGACCUAUAUGUUAUACAAUAAUUUAACAGAAAUAUCGUCUGCAGCAUUAUUAAACUCUAGUCAUAUGUCAUCGUCAUCAUUUUCAUCAUCAUCUUCAUCUUCAUCUUCUUUAUCAACUGUGACGUCAACAACUUCUGCGAUUGGAGCCGCUAUCGCUGCUACUCAAACAUUCGCUGAUAGUGAUACUCCAGGAAAUUUAGUGAUAAAUAGUUUAGUAGCAGCUAGAGCCUCUGAAUAUUUGUUUUGUGCCAUCUGGUGUCUAGUGGCAUUAUAUUUAUCAUAUGCAAUCCUGGAUUCUUUAAUGGUAAGAUGGAUUGUUAAAUAUUCCACUGUGGCUGCUAUAUUAAGAAUGUUCUCAAUGUCGUUAAUAUUUGUCUCGUUUGAAUUAUUACUAUUGAACUCUUUAUCUCCUGAAAAUAAUUACUUCUUACAUACUUGGAUCCUUAUUAGCUGCAUUUUAACAUGUGGUUAUAUAUGGCAAAGUUAUCUAACUUCAGAUUUAAACUAUAUUAGAAGAAAGAAACCUGGAUUGAAUAAUAGAAGUAAAAGCUUACAAAAUGAUAACUUGAAUAAUUAUACGGAUUCUAAUACAACAAUUACUGAUUCUAAUUCUCCUAGGAUAUCAAAUUCAAAUUCUGAUUCUGAUUCUGAUUCUGAUUCUGAUGAUACUUAUGCAUUUUCUGAUGAUAAUGAUGAUGAAGAAGAAGAGAAUCUCCAAGAUUCAACCCGAAAUGAAAAUAAUCAUUCUAUUCCAAGAAGGAAAAAGAAGAAAAAUUCACAAAAUAAAUUGGAUCUAUCAGGUUUUAAAUUUACUACAAAGAGAACAAUAGAUCUAUAUAACAUUAUAGUAUUCUGUGUGGUACCUGUUGGAUUAGCAAGUUUUAUUACAAUGGUAGGUCUAUUAAGAAACUUGUUCAUCCAAAGACUUGAUGUAGAACAACUAGCUAGAAUCAUUCAAGAAUCAGUACAUUAA